Messenger RNA from Fulmarus glacialis (Northern fulmar), 4186 nucleotides. Its product is annotated as KIAA1217 ortholog. The record is from RefSeq and is a predicted model, not a curated record. Lineage: Eukaryota; Metazoa; Chordata; Aves; Procellariiformes; Procellariidae. The transcript is spliced from 14 exons. The annotation marks the transcript as partial. Gene Ontology annotation, cellular component: cytoplasm.
AGAGAGGAUACAAGCCAUGGAGAAACAGAUUGCCAGUUUAACUGGUCUUGUUCAGUCUGCGCUUUUUAAAGGGCCAAAUACAAGUAAUAGCAAAGAUGCUUCUAGUGAGAAGAUGAUGUUGAAAGUUGUGUCCAGCAAGAGCAGCAUUGACACUGCAGGCGCUGCUAACGUAUCUGGGGGGAAGAACACAUUGGCAACUGUGGAGUCAGCUGUCAUCCAUCACCCUGCUGGAGCCCCAUCAAUGCAAGUCAGCCUGCAUGGUAUGAAACGCAACGUGUCAGAUCUGCGGCUGCAGCUGCAUCAGAUGAAGCAGCUACAGCUGCAGAACCAGGAGAUGCUGAGGGCAAUGGUGAAGAAAGCGGAGCUGGAAAUCAAUGGCAAAAUGCUUGAAACAGUGAAGAGGCUUGAAGAUCCUGUGCAGCGACAGCGCAACCUGGUGGAACAAGAAAGGCAGAAAUAUCUCAACGAGGAAGAAAAGAUUGUAAAGAAGUUAUGUGAGCUGGAGGCAUUUGUUGAAGACCUGAAGAGGGACUCCGCUGCUUCGAGUAAGACAGUUACACUGAAAGAUGUUGAAGACGGAGCCUUUCUUUUGCGUCAAGUGGGAGAAGCUGUUGCCACCCUGAAAGGAGAGUUCCCGACAUUGCAGAAUAAAAUGCGUGCGAUCCUCCGGAUUGAGGUAGAAGCUGUGAGGUUCCUAAAGGAAGAACCACACAAACUAGACAGCUUGCUGAAACGUGUGCGCAGCAUGACUGAUGUCCUUACCAUGCUCAGGAGACAUGUUACAGAAGGACUGCUGAGGGGUGUGGAUCCAUCCCAAGCCGUGCAAUACUCUGCUAUGGAAAAGGCCACUGCAGCUGAUGCUCUGAAAAACCAGGAGGAGUUCAAGCAUGCCCAGGGACCUGCACAGCAAAACCUCACAGCAAUCACAUCGGAGUCCCAGGUGUCAUCAGUCAAGUCAGAAGUCGUCCCCUUCUCAACAAUGACGGUCCAUCAUGUACAGAGCUCGCCUGUUGUCAUCCAUCAGUCUCAGCACUCAUCGGCCCUGGUCAACCAUGCCCAGGGUUCACCCACUGCAGCCAGCCACAGUGAAGGUGUGCCGGCGGGUGGCCAUCUCUCGGCCACCUCACCAGCCCCCCCACAAGAGCCCGCAACAGGAUCCCAGCCAACACAAGCCACGCCAGCACCACAGGUCUCUGUCAAUGGCACCACCAUGCAAAGUCUUUUCAUUGAGGAAAUUCACAGUGCAAGUACCAGAAACCGAGCUGUAUCAAUUGAGAAAGCUGAAAAGAAAUGGGAAGAGAAAAGACAAAACCUCGAUCACUAUAAUGGAAAGGAAUUUGAAAAGCUCUUGGAAGAGGCCCAGGCCAAUAUAAUGAAGUCAAUUCCUAACCUGGAGAUGCCUCCUCAGCCAGCAGCCCUGCCUAAAGGGGAUGCAGUGGAAAAACUAGAAGUCUCAGAAGAAGUUCCUGAUGGAGAACAGGAUAAUGACAAACUGACCAAGUCUCCACCUCCUCCACCUCCGCGGCGCAGUUACCUGCCAGGUUCAGGACUAACCACAACGAGAUCAGGAGAUGUCGUCUAUGCAGCCAGAAAAGAGGCUGCUGCUGUCAAGGAAUGCAGUGAAGAUGCUGGGCAAAUAGCACAACCCAAAGCCCCUAAAGAGGAUCAGGCAUUGUCUCGGAGCACAGGGCAUGCUGUAGCAUCAGCUGCAAAAGAUGAAGAGGAAGAGGAAGGAGAUAAAAUAAUGGCAGAAUUACAGGCUUUCCAGAAGUGCUCUUUUAUGGAUGUAAACUCAAACAGUCAUGCUGAACAGUCCAGAAAUGAUACACAUGUUAAAGACAUAAGGCCUGGAACUUUAAUGCAUCACAAGGAAAAGAAGGUGUAUGGGGCUACAACAGGAUCUCUCACAGAUAGUGACCAUCCUAAAGAGAAGAGGGAAGGGAAAACUGAAGAAGAAUUGGGUUCUGAUUCAUCCAGCACAGCUGACAGUAAAAUUGGCUUUUCAAUGAAUGACAGUCCUACAUUUAGCAAGGGGUUGUUUGUAGACAGUAGAGACUAUUCUAAGAAAAACCUCCAGAAUAUGAGCACAAACCUGUCUGGUGUCAGUUUGCCAGAGGAUGACAAACAAAGAGGGGCUCAAGAUAUUUUAGGAUCCCAUUUUCCAGCCAUUGAAACUGGAAAACAAAAGCCAAACUAUGGACUCUCACGAGAUGCGCGCCAGGGCCUGCUGCAGGGUGAAGCCAUGCAGAGCGCGGGCAAGCAUAUCUCCAUCAGCAGUGUUGCCCCUCUCAUGAUGCACACACAGGAGACUGUGGGGCCUCAACCUUCCUCGCAGGAGCAAGAAACUUCUGCAGUCAACUACAAUCAGGUUGUGCUAAGACCCAGAGCGUCCAGAAGUAACAGUGUGAGCAGCAUUGAAGAGACAGACUUUCCAGCUAACUCUCCAAGUGAAGACAACCCACCCACAGAAAACAUCGCCUUCAUGAUUACUAAAACAGCUGUCCAGGUCCUCUCAAGCGGGGAAGUUCACGAUAUAGUCAGCCGAAAAGGUGGAGAUGUGCAAACAGUAAACAUUGAUGUGAGGAAGGACGUGGCGUCAGAGAAGGGUAUCCCAGAAAACACAGACAGCGAAGACCCAGUGGUGUGUCUGGACAAAAAACCUGUCAUCAUCAUUUUUGAUGAACCGAUGGAUAUUAGGUCAGCUUAUAAGCGGCUUUCUACAAUUUUUGAGGAAUGUGAUGAGGAGUUGGAGAAAAUGAUGACAGAGGAAAAGAUAGAAGAGGAAGAGGAGGAGGAAGAAAAUGAAGCACAUGAGAUCUCUGAGAGCCAGAAGGAAGAGGCACCAGUAGUUAAUGACAGAAGAGCAAUCGCAGAGUAUUCAGCAGCUCACAGUCUCAACGAGCAGUACGUAUUUAACCUUCAGUCUUCCUGUGACCCUGGAGAAACCAGACCUCCUCCACAGGAGGAAAGCACAAAGACAAAUAUUAACAAAUACCGUCAGAUCUAUGGGCUAAACACAGAAGCAAACUUGGACUCUGCCAAUCAGUUUGGAAGCAGGCAGGAUUCUAAGAAAAAAUUUAAGUUCAAAUUCCCUAAAAAGCAGCUGGCUGCUCUGACGCAGGCAAUACGGACAGGAACCAAGACCGGGAAGAAGACCUUGCAGGUUGUGGUCUAUGAAGAAGAGGAGGAAGAUGGGACCCUGAAGCAGCACAAGGAAGCAAAGAGAUUUGAAAUCACCAGGUCUCAGCCUGAGGACAGUGACAAAAGUCCUUCUGGGAAGCAAGAGGGACCCCCCGGAGCUGCAGUGUCCCUGUCUAGGACUGACGAAAUUCGACAGAGUACAUACCGAACGCUAGACAGCCUUGAGCAGACUAUAAAGCAGCUGGAAAACACCAUCAGUGAAAUGAGUCCAAAAUCUAUCCCUGAAAGCACAUACAGCUCUGAGGGAAGCACUGUCCCCUUCUCUGCCCAGAUAGUACCAGAGACCCCACCCCGAGAGCUUUUAGUGCUGGAUGAGAGCCUUGCUGGCAUAGAGCCCCCUCCGUCAAUCCCAGCCACUUCACGUAAGGGCUCCAGCGCUGCCUCCCAGACAAGCCGGAUGCCGGUCCCCAUGGCCUCAAAAACUAGACAAGGAAGCAUGGAGAAAGCAGGCAAACAGCACAAGCUGCAGGAUCCACGCCAAUACAGACAGGCUAAUGGAAGUGCUAAGAAAGCUGGUGGGGACUAUAAGGCUACUUCCCCUACCCUACCUGCUUCUAAGAUCCCAGCCUUUUCUCCCACUUCUGGGAAAAGCAGCUCAGCACCUGCUUCUAGCGGUGACAGCUCUAACCCUCUUAAUCCACCUACUAAAACCUCCAUUCCUUCCUCUAACCUUCUCGGUCCUCAGACAGGUCGCAUAACCUACUCUACCUCCCUCAUCCCCUCUGUCUCUAACGGCUCCUCCAAGUUUCAGAGCCCCACUUACCCAGGGAAAGGUCACCAUCUCUCCUUCUCACUACAGACUCAAAAUGGCCGGCCACCCCCUCCUUCCUCCUCUACCUCCCCCCCCUCCUCUACCUCUCCCACUUCACUGAACCAAGGUAUGAAGAGCAUCAGGACAAUCCACACACCUAGCUUCACCAGCUACAAGGCACAGAACGGAAAUGCCGGCAAGUCCACCCCAUCCACGGCCAAGGAGCCAUCCUAA